Messenger RNA from Coregonus clupeaformis (lake whitefish), 2729 nucleotides. Its product is annotated as rho guanine nucleotide exchange factor 3. The transcript is spliced from 10 exons. Gene Ontology annotation, molecular function: guanyl-nucleotide exchange factor activity. The coding region runs from base 522 to 2156 and encodes 544 amino acids. Gene Ontology annotation, biological process: positive regulation of Rho protein signal transduction; intracellular signal transduction. The record is from RefSeq and is a predicted model, not a curated record. NCBI's taxonomy places the organism in Eukaryota, Metazoa, Chordata, Actinopteri, Salmoniformes, Salmonidae.
UUGAAACAGGGUAGGGGAGAGGUGUGCAUGAGAGUCUAUCAUAACAGAGGAUAUGUUUCAAAUGGUGCAAAUAGAAAAACGAAUGUUUCAUGAGGACCUGCAGUGUUUUAAAGUAUAAGCACAUAGGCCUAACGCUUGGUUGGGCACAUUCUGCAGCUCAGUUUAGCUUUAUUCAGAUCGAAUGUGGUGAAGGAGAUAUUUAUCUCCAGUGCGCGACGCCCUCACCCGCUCUCGGUUCCUAUGAGUAGAAUUUACACGCUGAGCGCAUAGAGCAGGAGGAUGUUUACUGACUCACUCACACACACAGACACUCACUCGUCGCUCCUAGCAGUCGCAGUUUGCACAACAGCCGAGUAGGCGGACAACUCGCCUGGGAUGAGUUGGCAGGAAGAGCGGGUUGAUUUUACACUACUGGAACUUGACUUCGCGCAGCCCUGGCGAGCACCGUAGCUGCUGGAAGACUAGUCUGUGACUACCCUGCCGCGUUUGCAAGCUCCGUGGACGGGGAAAGUGACAGCAGCAUGGUGGCCAAGGAUUACCCCUAUUACCUCGUCGUGAAGAGGGUGAACUGCUCACUGGAAGUGCAGACAGACAGCAGCAACAUCCAUCCGGCUAAAGAAGAGGAGCCCUGUAACAAGCGGGUGAAGCCUCUUUCUCGGGUUACAUCGCUGGCCAACCUCAUACCUCCAGUCAAGGCUGCACCUCUGAAGCGCAUCGGACAAACACUGCAGCGUUCCAUCAGCUUCCGCAGUGAGAGACGGACAGAGUCGGUCAUGCCUCCCAGACCAUGGACGCGGCCGGCCCCGCCUGCCAAUACCAAGCGGCGUAACAGCAAGCUGUGGAGCGAGACCUUUGAUGUGCGGCUUGGACACCAGAUGCUGUCGUCCAAGGAGAUCAAUCGCCAGGAGGCGAUCUUUGAGCUUUCUCAGGGGGAGCAGGAUCUCGUUGAGGAUCUGAAGCUGGCCAAGAAGGCGUACCAUGACCCAAUGCUGAAACUGUCCAUCAUGACAGAACACGAGCUCAACCAGAUCUUCGGAACCCUGGAAUCUCUCAUUCCGCUGCAUGAAGAUCUGCUGAGUCGACUGCGAGAGGCCAGGAAACCAGACGGCUCCACAGAACGUGUGGGACACAUCCUAGUGGACUGGCUUCCCUAUCUAGACUCCUACAACUCAUACUGCAGUAAUCAGGUGGCAGCCAAGGCUCUGCUGGACCAUAAGAAGCAGGACCACCGGGUGCAUGACUUCCUGCAGCGCUGCCUUGAGUCGCCCUUCAGUAGGAAGCUGGACCUGUGGAACUUCCUGGAUAUACCCAGGAGCCGGCUGGUCAAAUACCCCCUGCUGCUCAGGGAGAUCCUCAAGCACACGCCUAACGACCAUCCGGACCGACAGCACCUGGAUGAGGCAAUCAACAUGAUCCAGAGCAUCGUGGCAGAGAUCAACACCCAGACAGGCGAGUCAGAGUGUCGUUUCUACAAGGAGCGUCUCCUCUACCUUGAGGACAGCCAGAGAGACCUGCUCAUUGACCACUCCCGCAUCCUCAGCUGUCACGGGGAACUGAAGAACAACAGGGGUGCUAAGCUGCAUGUGUUCCUGUUCCAGGACGUGCUGGUCAUCACUAGAGCCAUCACCCACAAUGAGCAGCUGCACUAUCAGCUGUACCGCCAGCCCAUCCCCGUCAGAAAGCUGCAGUGGGAGGACCUGCAGGACGGGGUGAUACGCCUGGGAGGCUCCAUCAGAGGAGCCUUCAGCAACAACGAGAGGACCAAGAACUUCUUCAGAGUGUCGUUUCAUUGCAGUGGCCAGCUCCACUCCCACUCCUUCCAAGCCAGCGAUGCCUUCAACAAACAGCAGUGGCUCAACUGCAUUCGCCAGGCCAAAGGAGCUGCUGAGUCGGCCAUGGGGGUGGUGGGGAUUCCUGUCGGGGUGGGGACCAGUAGCAGUGACCCAGAGCCCCCUCCAAGCCCACUCAGCCCCCAGGGCCUUCUAAGCCCUGCAACACCUCCCCUCUCAGGACCACUGGCCCCCCAGCCAAAAAGCAUGGACCAUUGCGACAGUGACUCGUCUGUAGACUCUCUGGGCUGUAGCAUGGACAUGGACACAGGCGUUGCCCAGAUGGACCAAACACACUCUAGUAGCAGCAGGCCAUCAGAAGUUUGACCUUUUGGGUGUCAUGGCCUCUCUGGUUUAGAGAGGCUAGAGGCUAAACCUGGGCAAUAUUGGUGGCAACAUGGCAAUGCUCUCUAUAUACGGGAGGGAAGAAAAACACUGGAAAUUGCAGCACUUCUUUAUUCUACCCUCUUUUUCAUUUGUUAGUGUUCUUUGUCGCUAAACUUGAAAAAAACUAAUUCGCUCUCGCGAUCACUCCCUCUAUCUCUUGAGCGUCUUUCUAUGAGACUGUGGUGUAGUCUGUAGCAGUGACAACCAUGUGUCUUAGCUGUGACUGUCAGGUCUACUAUGGAUGUCUACAUGGAGAGGAGGGAAGGCAGACAUGACUGGGACCUCAGGACAGUAUUUUUGUUGUUUCUCCUGGUCCGACUCUGCUGUAUGCUGAGUAUCCCUACAAGCCCUUCUCAUCACCUUUUCACGACAGACUAGAGACACUGCCAUCACCCCUUAUCCCACUGCAGUACUACUGUGGCCUCCCAGAGAUAAAAGAAUACAUUGAUGAUAUUCUCUUUAUAUGUAUGUGUAUACUGAACUAAAAUAUAAACGCAACAUUUUUCAACUUUC